CUUCUUCGCUGUACCGGUUGUCUUUGCUCUCAGAUCAUAUAUGCUCACAAGUCACAAUCAAUAAAGUAUAUUAAAACGAAACGACUUAGCUAAAAUCAUUUCUAAUUUAUUUUUGUUCGCCUCAGGACCUGGUGAUAAUAUUAUACACACAUUAUAUUAUAUUUAAGCAGGAGGUGGUUCCUUUGAUUGUAGUGGAAUUUCGUUACCCCACCACAGAUCCAGUGAUGAUAUAUAAAACAUGUUUAUUAUUAUAAAACUUUUUAUAUACUGUUUAUUUAUUAAUUUUUACUCAUGCAAUAAUCUCCAAUUUUAUUUAUAAAUAUGGCUUUAUUUUAUUUAUUUAUUAUGACAUACUGUCGUGUUAUCUUCGACAUAUAAAGCUAUCAACUUAAAAACCAACCUGAUAAAUGAAAAAUGUCACCUAUUACUAAUGGUAGCUAGGACCUAUUUAUCUUUAAAUUUAAGAAAAAGAAACUUAGACACUAAAAAUGCUAACUAUAACAUCAUCAUAAAUAUAACUGUACAUCUUCUGUAAAUGACACGUGAUUUAUGUGACCAUAUUGGUAGACAGAAAGACAUUCCAUUGCAAAACCAUUUCUCUAUGUUUCAUCUUCAAACAUUUAUUGGGCAUAUACUCUGGUAUUAAAUAUUUAUUGGGCAAACGUAGGGGUUGAACAAAUAAAUGUUGAUUGGGCAAACCUAGUUUCAAUUUUAGGAUUAACGAGGGAUCAGAGGCAAAAUGUUAAACAGUAGUUUUGUUGAAGUAAAAAAGUACUAUUAAUGAGUGGGUUGAGUUUGGAUUGUGUCGAGGGCUGAGGUGAAAAAAAAUCAUUUUUUGUUGAAUAUGCUUCUGACAUGAGAAAUAUUCUAAGAAUAUUCUAUCACAUUAAUAUUUUAUUAGUGAAAAGUGGUCACUAAACUUAGAAUGAGAGUACAAAAACGUAAAUAUUUCACACUGUGAAGAAAAUUUCUCGCAAAAUUCACAAAUCACAUAUUAGGAAGAAAAUGCAAAAAUAGUAAGCUAAAAAAUCAAAUGAGAAACCAAAAGCACAAAAACAAAAGAACUCUUAGUUGUCGCUGGUGAUAAAGGAAUUGAAGGUGGUGCUUCAAGUCUCAUAUCGAUCAAUCCAAAACCCACUAAAAAUUUGCCAAGAACUAGACCUGAGGAAAAUCCAAAACCAACCCUUAGAUUGAACCCAAAAUCUGCUUAUAUCUAAAAGAAAAAUAACCCCAACUCGUAUGAAUACCAACAGACACUCACGUCUCCUUUUCGGCAAUCUUUCACACUCACUCACUCUUUAUUUUCUUUUUCUAUAUUCAAAAAAUCCCCCCCCUAAACACGAUAUAUAUCUUGAUAAUCAUCGAAGCAUCUCACAUAGAUAAGCUCCUUAGGUAUUUAGAAGAGAUAAGAGGAUUCAGAAAAGAUGAGAGGGGGGUGAGAGAAAAAAAGGGAGAAACAAACCUGAUUUUAAUAGUAAAAAUUAGGUCUCCAACAACUUUACCAAAUAUAAUGAAAAUUACUUUUAUUCGAAAUAUUUUUCAUUUUUCAUAUUUUUUGGUCUAUAUUUUAGUUAACAAACAUUAAUUUAGUAAAAUUUUAAAUUUAACGAGUACAAAAUCAAAAUACCGAAUUACAAUAAAUUAAAUGUAAAUGGCCCCUUUGUGCCCUCAUCCUUUGUUGAGUGACCAUUUUCGUAAUUUAUCCUUUUUUUUUUUUUUUAUGUUUUGUCAACUUGGGGCAUUGAUUUCAAAAUCGGGAAAAAUAAAAGAGAGAAAAAGUUUUUUUUUUUCAUUUAUAUGGAUAAGCUAUACAGACACUCAUAUAUGUAUUCUCCCUUUGUUUUUAUUUUAUUGAUUAUCAAAAUAUAAGCAUGCCUGAUUAAUUAAGAAAACGAUUUCAUAAGCAUUGAUCAGGUGGGAAACUUGCAUCAAAAUGAGAGAGGCCGGAUAAUAGUAUCUGAUAAUUAGCAGACGCUGACAAAGUGAGAGUGGAAAUUCAUAUAUAUAUAUAUAUAUAUAUGUGUGUGUGACAAGAUGUUAAUUAAUGUCAAGAAAAUGAUGCAGAGAUGGCAUCUUUGCAUCUGCAAUGAUACAUUCACAGGUGACAAGUGCUAUCAGUCGAUUGCACCAAUGUGGAGUGUAUAUAAUUAAGGAUUCAAUGUAAAGUUUUGAGAGCAUACCGGUACUGCAGAAGGUCGCUAGGUUUAGCACAAUGGCCGACUCCGCGUUGUGCAAGAAGAGAUUGGAAGGCAAAGUGGCGAUCAUCACCGGCGGCGGAAGCGGAAUCGGGGAGGCAACAGCUCGCCACUUCGCCGAUCACGGCGCACGGGCAGUGGUGAUCGCCGACAUCCAGGAGGAGAGAGGCCGCGAAGUAGCGGCGUCGAUCGGCUCUCACCGCUGCAUUUUUUUGAAAUGCGAUGUCACCGACGAGCAGCAGGUGAAGUCUCUGGUGGAUUCGACGGUCCAAAUCUUCGGCCGGCUGGACGUCAUGUUCAGCAACGUCGGAAUCCUGAGCUCGUGCGAGCAGAACAUACUGGAUUUCGAUCUGGACGCGUACGACCAUCUAAUGAAGACGAACGUGCGGGGUAUGGCGGCUUGCGUGAAGCACGCGGGGCGAGCGAUGGUGGAGGCCGGCGUCCGGGGGAGCAUCGUGUGCACGGCGAGCGUGGUGGCGACCAUCGGUGCGGCGGUGCAGAUCGAUUACAUUAUGUCGAAGCAUGCGGUGCUAGGGCUCGUCCGGUCGGCGAGCCUAGGGCUCGGGGAGCACGGCGUGCGGGUGAACUGCGUGUCGCCAGGAAUGGUGGCGACGCCGCUGGUGCGCGGUGCCUUCAGGAAGAGCGCGGAGGAGCUGGAGAAGGCCUUCGAACCGUCUAUUUGCCUGAAGAAGAGUGGACCGUUGAGGCUUAAACACGUUGCGGACGCUGUACUGUUUCUGGCUUGUGAUGAAUCCGAGUUUAUCACUGGGCAUAACUUGGCUGUCAAUGGCGGUUUUAGGCCCAAAUGAUCGGCCCAGCCUAUAAGAGUUGUCUAGUAAUUGGGCCUGACCCAAUAACAAGAAAUCUACAACCUCAGCUUAUGUCGCUCCUUUGAAAAUACUCUAAUAUAUAUUAUAUUAUUCUAAUAUAAAAGACCAGCUA
This is a messenger RNA of Diospyros lotus (date-plum), 3137 nucleotides long. RefSeq names its product (+)-cis,cis-nepetalactol synthase NEPS3-like. NCBI's taxonomy places the organism in Eukaryota, Viridiplantae, Streptophyta, Magnoliopsida, Ericales, Ebenaceae. The record is from RefSeq and is a predicted model, not a curated record. The transcript has a single exon. Bases 2213 to 3004 code for a protein of 263 amino acids.